UGAAUAAUCUACUGGCACUAAUAUGACUCUAUACAAAUUUUAUAAACAACCUAAAAUGUUUAAAAACGUAAAAAUAGGCGUGGCCAAUCACGGUCACAUGACCACUGUGCGCAUUUCUAUUCGCUAUUAGACUCAAGAGGGUUAGAUGUUUUUGUUAGAAACGAGGAAGUUAGACAGUAGUAGCUGGAGUCGGUACAGUAUCGACACGGUAUCGACACGGUAUCGACAGCACAUUGGCUCUAACUGGACAGUUUGUAGCAGUAGACUUCGGUAUUGUGUUGAUGUUGUAGGAAAGGCGACUGUCGAGAUGGAGGAGAGGUCUCGCAGCUGCUUGCUGCGUUUCAGGACAGUCCUGGAGCAGGACAUCAAGGCUUCCUACCUGAUGGACCACAUGAUCAGUGACGGGAUCCUGACUGCAGAUGAGGAAGAGAAGAUCUACAGUAAGCCCACCAGGAAGGAGCAGGCAGUAGCAUUGCUGGAUGUUUUACUGUGUAAAGGCAACAUGGCGUACAUCUCCUUCUACAACGCACUGAUCCGAGAGAGCUAUGGAGACCUGGCCGGGCUGCUUCACAGUGACCUGCCACAGCUCAGCCUUGAGGGGGAAAAGACUUUUAACGGCAUCUCUUACUCGGUGCAGGUGAUCCUGAGUGAAGGGGGCGUUCCCCAGAGGCCCGUGGUGUUUGUGAACCGUCCUGAUCUGCUUAAGCUACUCCGGGAGAAGCUGCAGCGGCUGCAGAACACUCCGGGAUGGGUGACCGUGUUCGGCAUGGCCGGGUCAGGGAAGUCCGUGAUUGCGGCCGAGGCCGUGAGAGAUCUGGCGCUGAUCACCGAGUGUUUUCCUGAUGGAGUUCACUGGCUGUCAGUGGGACAGUGUGAGAAAGCAGAUCUCCUGGUGAGGAUGCAGUCUCUGUGCUUUAGACUGGAGCAGGGUUCAGAGGCGAGCUUAAGGGCGCCCAGCACCUUGGAGGAGGCCAAAGAGCGCCUGCGUUUCCUCAUGCUGCGCAGGUUUCCCAGGUCCCUGUUGAUCCUGGAUGAUGUGUGGGACAGUUACACUCUCAGGGCAUUCGAUAUCCAGUGCCGAGUCCUCUUGACCACUCGGAACAGCAGCCUAACUGACUCCGUGAGCGGUCACAGGUUCAAGGUGCCCGUUGAGAGCGGGCUGGAUGACGAGAAGGCUCUGGAAAUUCUCGCUCUGUACGUCAAUGGAAAAUCUUCUCAGAGUCUUCCAGAGCAGGCUCGCAGCAUCGUGAAAGAAUGCAAAGGCUCUCCUCUGGUCGUGUCUCUGAUUGGAGCACUGCUCAGAGACUUUCCUGAACGCUGGGGCUACUACCUAGAGCAGCUGAGAAAAAAGAAAUUCAAGCGAAUACGCAAGUCUUCCUCUUAUGAUUACGAGGCUCUGGAUCAGGCCAUGGACGCAAGUCUGCAGGUCCUCGAAGACGAUCACCGUGAGCUCUAUAAAGAUCUGAGCAUUCUGGAGAAGGAUGUCAAAGUGCCUGCCAAGGUGCUGUCUGUGGUGUGGGGUCUGGAGCUGGAGGAAGUGGAAGAUGUCCUCCAGGAGUUUGUGAACAAAUCUCUGUUGUUUCGUGAUUGUAACCACCGGCCGUAUCUCUACUUCCUACACGACCUGCAGCUCGACUUCCUCACAGAGCAGAACCACAAUCAGCUACCGGAGCUGCACGCUAAAGUGGUCUGUCAGUACCAGGAAGCAUACCGAGGAAUCCCGCCCCUUUUUGGAGACGUGGAAGGAUUAUACUGGUAUCGUUUCUUACCGCAUCACAUGGCACAAGCGAAGAUGACCAAGGAACUUUAUUCUCUCAUGUUCUCACUAGACUGGGUACAGAAUAAGGCUCAGGUGAUGGGAUCCGCCCACUUGAUCAAUGACUACGUGGAGCACGGUGAUAUCCUCGAUAAAGAGAACAGCGAGGUGAGGCUGCAGUUUCAGGAGUUCUUGUCUUUAAACGGCCAUCAGUUGGAGCAGAGGCCUUUCCCUGACGUUCUGCAGCUGGCGCUGGCUCAGCCGCACACCUCCGAGGUCUACAGACAGGCUUUUCUGCAAGCGCAGGAGAAGGCCAGCAGGGGGCAGCUCUACCUGGACUGGGUGAACAAGAGCAGUCUGGAGAGUCUGUCACGACUUGUGCUGCAUCCUCACCAGAACUCUGUGUACUACGCAUGCUUCUCUCGAGACGGCAGCAAGAUCGCCUCCUGUGGCGCCAGCAAAAGUCUGCGGGUGUUUAAGAGUACCUCUGGAGAGAAGGUCCAGGAGAUCCAGGCUCAUGAUGAUGAAGUUUUGUGUUGUGCUUUCUCACCUGAUGACCGCCAAAUAGCAACCUGCUCCAGUGACAGGAAGGUUAAGAUCUGGAGUUUAGACAAAGGCAUUCUGGUGCGUGAGUUUGAUGUUGAGCACGAGGAGCAGAUUAAUCACUGCCAGUUCACAAACAAGAAUCGGCGCAUCCUGCUGGCCACCAGCUCUAACGACAAAUUCACCAACACCAAGGUGUGGAACAUGAACAAGCAGACGUCUCAGAACACCAUGUUCGGUCACACUGAUGGUGUUAAUCACUGCUGCUUCUCUCCUGAUGACUCCUAUCUCGCUACGGCCUCAAACGACGGAACACUAAAGCUGUUUGAGGUGACCUCUGCAAACGAGUGGAAGUCUAUCGACGUCACCAGUCUCUUUCCAGAGGGCGAUGACGCAAGCGUGUCUGUGAAGUGCAGCACCUGGUCAGUCGACGCCAAGCGCAUCAUCGCUGCUGCAAAGAACGCAGUCUUUGUAUUUGAUGUAGAGACACAGGACAUGUUAUUGGAGAUUCGAACCAGUCGUCUGAGCACAGUGCUGUACUGUCAGGCCUGUCCCAAUAGUCAGCUCGUAGCCUUAGCGCUGUCACACUACACUGUGGAGCUGUGGAACUUUGAGACUAAUAAGAAGAUGGCUGAAUUCAGUGGGCACCUGAGCUGGGUGCCUUGUGUACAGUUCUCUCCUGAUGGCUCGCUCCUCCUUUCAGCCUCUGAUGACCAGACUAUCAGACUGUGGGAGACCGAGCACGUGCACACUACUUCAGCUGUUGCUCUGAAGAGAGAUUUUGACGUUCUCUUCGGUCAGGAGGACAUUAUGGUGGCGGCAGCUGACAGCCGGAACAGAUUACAGGUUCGUUCGGGCCCAGAGGGUAGAGUAGUGCUGGAGACCACGACACAGAAAUCGAGGAUUCGUUGUGUCUGUAUCUGCAGACAGAAGCCUACUGUGGCGCUGGGCAUGGAGGAGGGCAGCGUGCAGGUUCUCGAGGUUCCCUCAGGUAAAACUUUAGCCACACUUGAUGGUCACACCAAAACUGUGCACCACUGCCUCUUCACUGAUGAUGGACAAACUCUAAUCACAUCCUCAGAGGAUACUACGAUCAGGGUGUGGAGGUGGAUGACAGGACACUAUCUGGUAUUAAAAGGACACGAGGAGCCAGUUAGAAGGUUUCAUCUUCUGAGCUCAUCUUCUUUAUCGUCUGCACUGCUGUCAUGGUCAUUUGAUGGCACUGUGAAGGUGUGGGAUCUGAACUCAGGAGAGAAGCUCCAGGACCUGAAGUGCCAUCAGGGUGCAGUUCUGUCAGGUGACAUAUCCCCUGAUGGACAUCUCUUCAUCACCACCUCAGCAGACAAGACAGCAAAGGUGUGGAGCUGUUCAUCAUGGAGCAUGGUGUUCUUCCUGCAAGGCCACAAAGCCUGCGUGCGCAGCUGCCGCUUCUCCUGGGACAGCAAGCGCCUUGCCACCGGUGAUGACAACGGCGAGAUCAGGCUCUGGAGCACGUUGAAUGGAAACUUGCUGAAGAUCUGCUCCCUAGAGAAAAAGGACUCUAUGGAUUCCUUCCACGGAGGCUGGGUGACCGAUCUGCACUUUUCUCCUGAUAACAAGGUCCUCGUGUCUACUGGAGGAUACAUCAAGUGGUGGAGUGUGGACAGAGGAGAAGCCCUGCAGACCUUCUACACUACAGGAAACAACCUGAAGCACAUCUGCGUCUCGUCCGACUUCAAAACAUUUGUCACCAUCGACAACAUCGGCAUCCUGUACAUCCUGAAGCAGGUGGAACGAGGACAGCUUUAGGAUGGACUCAGAAUCCAGACUCAUAAAUCAUUUCCUGUGCUUUAUUUCUGGGCCUGUCUGCAGCUUCUUGAAAAGUGUAGACGGUUUUAUGAACGCAGCUGUAACUUGUGAAAAUGACCUGUUCUGCAAUGCAUGUUCUGUUGCCUUGUGAAUGCAACAUCAGCUUUUCUAGGACAAUCUUUGUCGUUCUGUUCUAAUUUAAAAUGUUCUCACUUACACCACUAUGAAGGUUUGGAUAAGCCUUGUACCACUGUGCCUGAGCAUUUAAGAGCCUUAA
Messenger RNA from Tachysurus fulvidraco (yellow catfish), 4364 nucleotides. It is a transcript of the gene apaf1, whose product is annotated as apoptotic peptidase activating factor 1. Gene Ontology annotation, cellular component: apoptosome. Gene Ontology annotation, biological process: regulation of apoptotic process; apoptotic signaling pathway. The record is from RefSeq and is a predicted model, not a curated record. The transcript has 27 exons. Lineage: Eukaryota; Metazoa; Chordata; Actinopteri; Siluriformes; Bagridae. Gene Ontology annotation, molecular function: protein binding; ADP binding. The coding region runs from base 146 to 4087 and encodes 1313 amino acids.